Messenger RNA from Enterobius vermicularis (human pinworm), 513 nucleotides. The record is from the annotation of a GenBank genome assembly. Lineage: Eukaryota; Metazoa; Nematoda; Chromadorea; Rhabditida; Oxyuridae.
AUGGUGCAAGGUGACGGAAAAGCUGAAGCCCCGGUGGAAACGGCUGUGGAAAAACGGGAUUAUCUCGCCGAUCUUCAUAAAGCUUUUAAUAAAAUAAGAAAUUCUGAAGAUUUUAACCGGGUUGCACGGAAGGUGCGACCUGUAGCUGCAAGCGCAGAAAGGAUUGUUGUUGAACUGACUAUUGAAGAAGAACAUGUAAACAGCAAAAAAACACUACAUGGAGGUCAAACGGCGGCGUUAUGCGAUAUGGUUACAGCAAGAGCUAUUGGUAUGACUGUAAAAGACAAAGCUAUGGUUUCCGUGGAACUUGCUGUCAGCUACAUGUUGCCUGUGAAGUUGGGUGAAACAAUUGAAAUUGAAGCAUCCGUGCUGAAGAUUGGAAGGAACAUUGCUUUCGCGGAAGCCGAAUUUCGUCGGAAAAGCGAUGGUCGCAUGGUUGCUAAAGGUAAACACACAAUCGCCUUUAUACCAUCGCCGCCAACGACUGAUGGUAAACCAUUCGAACAGUUUUGA